CUUUUCUUUGAUAAUUCUCUCCGCUUUCUUUGUUCCUUUUGUGGAUUUUUUGCGUUGGCGGCUCGGUCGUGAAAGGAAAGGAACUUGGUGCUGCCUGAUGGUGAGAACGCCUUGUUGGAGCAUUACAUAAGCCCUGUUGCACAGGCAUAGCUCAUCAUGUACUUAAAAGACCCCGUUGUCUGCUGCAUUGAAUGCAAGAUAUCCAGUAUUGAAGCAACUAUGAAUCGUUCUCAACUCAUUCUAUUCAACUUCAAUCUUUGUCAUUGACCAAUAUUCAAAAUGUCGGCUGAAGUUCCAAGUGUUAAAAUUACAUCCGGCGAGCCAGAAACGGCAACCCAGGUUCUAAGAGAUGAUGUCGCAUCCACCACCGAAAUAAACAAGACCACCGAUCAAGCAGCUCCAACACCAGCCAAACUUCCAGAAGUUGCUGUUCCAAGGGUUGGUGUCACGGCUGUGAUCCAAAAUGCGGAGGGCAAAUUCCUCUGCAGCAUCCGAAAGGGCAGCCAUGGCCAGGGCACAUGGCAGUUCCCUGGCGGACACUUGGAGCCUGGGGAGGAGCUCCUGGAUUGUGGCGCGCGAGAGACGCUUGAGGAAACGGGCCUUGAGGUCGAAGGAAAGGGUGUCUUUACUAUUACGAAUGAUGUGUUUCUGAAUGAAGGCAAGCACUACAUUACAAUCUUCGCCAACUUCGUCAUGAAGGACCCGAACCAGGAGCCACAGGUCAUGGAGAAGAACAAGUGCGACGGAUGGUACUGGAAGUCGUGGGAUGAGCUGUUGGCCAUCAAUGACGCUGCAGCUGCUGGUACUGCAACGAACGGCCUAUUUCUGCCUCUAGUGAAUCUGAUCAAGAAGACAUCCGACCUCAGCCUCGAGGAGUUUAUCAAGCAGAAAGGCUUCUGAUGCUACCUACGCAUCGUUCGGUUUCGACACGUUAUCCUACCCCUGCUUAUGAUUCUUCUUCUUUUCUUCAUCUUUCU
Trichoderma harzianum CBS 226.95 is the source of this 977-nucleotide messenger RNA. RefSeq lists its product as hypothetical. The record is from RefSeq and is a predicted model, not a curated record. The transcript is spliced from 3 exons. Gene Ontology annotation, molecular function: 8-oxo-7,8-dihydrodeoxyguanosine triphosphate pyrophosphatase activity. Gene Ontology annotation, cellular component: cytosol. Gene Ontology annotation, biological process: dGTP catabolic process. Lineage: Eukaryota; Fungi; Ascomycota; Sordariomycetes; Hypocreales; Hypocreaceae. Bases 280 to 900 code for a protein of 206 amino acids.